Glarea lozoyensis ATCC 20868 is the source of this 1230-nucleotide messenger RNA. RefSeq lists its product as uncharacterized. The coding region runs from base 1 to 1230 and encodes 409 amino acids. The transcript has 3 exons. NCBI's taxonomy places the organism in Eukaryota, Fungi, Ascomycota, Leotiomycetes, Helotiales, Helotiaceae. The record is from RefSeq and is a predicted model, not a curated record.
AUGCCUAUGGUGGAGGUCGUUGAGGGAAUGGGGAUUGCUUCACCGCACCAGCAGCGACCAGCACAACUUCCACCUACGCCUAUUCGUAUCGGAGGCAGAGGCCAUGUUCUAGCUAAAUUAUGGCUCGCAAAUGCUGCUAUGGAUUUGGAGAAUGUACUGGAUACGGGCGUUGAGCCGUUUCAUCCCGCUUCUAAGUGCAAACAAAGUCACAUCAACAGCAUACUAGAGCCGACGCGUGAUAGUGAACGUUUGAAAAGAAAUCAUACCGGUUUUCAACCCCGGGUUGAUGGCGGCUAUCAUGUCGUGGUCAUUGGCCUUGGGCUAAUCGUGCCCCAUCCUGUCUCAGCUACAGCCUACUCCAAGAACAUUCGACCUCAAAAAACGCACGUAUUCAGAGUCAACUUGCGUAUUCAAAUGAGACGCAGUAGUAUGCUCAUGAGUCGUAGCCAUGGACCCAUUAUCAGCGCUGUCUUUGGCUGCUCUGGCCAGCUCAAAUGGGACGAGGAGAUCGAAGUUAUUACGAAAGAUCUCCAAUGUCUCAUUAGCAAAUUACAAGAGUCGUUUCCAAGCCUCAAUCGAAGUGGCUCUGUGACCAAAGAGCAAUUUGAGGAAAGAAAGUCACUCGAAUCUAUUUGCAAGCGAGCAUCUGCCAUUGCUGAAGAGAUCAUACAGAAGCUCGAUGGACUGGUUGUUCCAGAGGCUGCGAGACUCGACAAAAUGAGGCGCAAAGUGAUCAAGACACUACAACAGCUGAUUAAAGCCAGUUGGCAGACUAGCGAAAUCAAAGACUUAAUGUCGAGAUUAGAAGAACUGCGGAAAGCUAUUAAUACCAAUAUCAUAUAUUUCACGAAGCAGUCUGUCGACGCUCAUAGUAUUCAAAUGUCCAGGCGGUUUGACGAGCUUGACAGUAAUACUCAGGGGAUCCUCACAUCUCUACUAAACAGCCAGCGCGAGACCAAUCAGGGAACGGUGACAGCUAUUGCCCAGAUGAUGAGCCGCCUGGAAUCGCUGAACUUGGAAGAACACCGUCAAACAGAUAAUAUCCUAGUCGAGAAAAGCAACAUACCCAUUUUGAUUGAGGUAAGAGCAGGCGAACAGAUGUUAGCCGUAUCUUCGGAGGAGGAGGAAAGACUAAGACACGAGGUUAACCUCGCGAUCGUAGAGGCAUUACAAUAUCCAACCAUGACCAACCGAUAUGAGGACAUCGGAGAAGCUUUCCCGCAAACCUGA